ACCAAACGUAUAAAUUUAUUUAGAGCAGAUACGUUCGACUCAAAAUCAGUCAUCACAAAGUCAUCAUUGAGUUUAGUUCAUAAUUAUCAGCUUUUUGGAUAAUGUAAUCUAAAAAUUUGGCGAAUACAUGGACGGAUUUGGAUAAUAUAUGCAAAUAUUUGGGAACUUUACAAAAAUAUAAACUCCAUCAAACUCCAACCAAUUGGCUCCUCGUAACUCGAAUUGUGAACCAGACAAUUUAUAAAACCAGAAUUUACAUACAUAUUUACAUAAUCUUUUGAUCUGACCACCUCGGUUAUUGUGCGAAUUCAAGUAUUUGUAACCAAUAGUAUAAGACAUAUUUCUUAUAAUGUUGAGCGUUUCCUGUUCUUCCGUGAAGUUUAAGUUGAAUAGGGUUCCAAAUGCAGGACAACCCGCAUCGUCAACAAGUUCCCUCCAGACGAAGUUUCUAUUUCGAGGAUGCCCGUCUACCUCCGUAGAUCAUCCAGGUGGAAAUCAACCCGUUCCAGGGGCAGAUGAUACAAGGGGUGCCAACAGGUUCCUUCAAGGGCUGACGCUGGAUGUGUUUCAUUCCGCGGGAAAUAUGGACGUAGAGCUACGGCUUGGAGCUGUAUCUUCGAAUUAUUCAUUCAGUUGCGGCUGCCCCCGCAGUGCUAAUAAUACAAAACCAUUCGAUCGCGUCCGUCUUCAAGAUAUCCGAGAUGCUUAAAUCCAAACAUAUUUUGAAAACGAGGCCGAAAUUUCAUCAAUAUUUUGUGUUCGGGGGGAUCCGUCAAUCUGUCCUGUUCCAAGCCCUUUCUGCCCUUGCAAUAAUGCUGCAAAUACAUUUUGUCUGAGAGGCUCGCUCUGUCCCCUCAACGUUUUCGAGAAAUAUAUCCAACAAACCGAGAAUGGCGACCAGUUUGUAGUUUGCUGCUUUGCGAAAGCCAAUUUUUGCACGGAGCCACACCUCGUGACUGAGCAGGAUUUUGAAGAACCACUCGCCCAAAUGAACGCCAUGAUGGGGAAGAAACGGUAUGAUGACGAUACGGAUGUCACGCUCGUCUGUCCCAGUACUGGGACAGAAUUCCCAUGCCAUAAAUUCAUUCUGUCGGGACAAAGUGAAGUGUUCAAAGCUAUGUUUGCGUCCAGUUGGAGUGAGGCCAAGACUAACAAGGUAGAACUGACUGGUGUUCAGAACAUGACGGUGGAUGCCUUGUUGAACUACAUGUACAAGGGGGCCCUGGAAAUACCGUUUUCCAGAAGUGAUGUGGCCCUUGACCUACUAAAGGUGGCACAUCAAUACGAAAUUCAGCCAUUGGUCGAUAAACUUUUGCUAAUUUUGGAAAAUGAGGACCUGGACAAGAUUCCUGUUUCUACGGCGAUCAAUAUGUUUUCGUUUGCUUUAAAACUACAAGAUCAGGAUAAAUUUUUGGGACUGAUGAAGAAAUCGGUCGUGAUAGUUAAAAGAAACGUUAAAAGUUUGGGUGAUCAUCCCGACUUUGGAGAUCUCUUUUUGGAAAAUGCAUCCCUCGCGAAACAACUGUGUAUCGAAAUUGGCAAAAUUUGAGGUGGCUAGACAUGUGCAUCAUAUUUACAUAUAUUCAAAUUUCCAUAGAAUGGUGGAGUUCUUUUAAAAAUUACUAUGAUCUUUCUUAAUUGCACAGAUUUUUAACGACAUAUUUUCAUAACAAAAACCUCCACAAUUUAUCACAUGUCCAUAAAUUUAUGUAUGUACUCCAAUAAUUCUAUAAUUCGAUAAUUUUAUAAUUCUAUAAUGCACGUUUAUGCACUUAAAUACAUUUUUUGUUUAAAUAAAUACAUUGGUUCUUUCCUAAACCUUUUUCCUCAAUUUACAGUGUAUCAAACAAUUGAGUACACGGUAAAACGGCUUUUCAUUUAACUGUUAACAAUUUUCUCCACAGCGAUUAGUAAUAUACAGAAAGUUUAUUAUCUAACGGCAAAUUUAAUGCUGAAUCCAAUUCUGACAAGCAUUUUUCGAUACAUCAGUCCGUUUGUCCAGUAGUAAAUUGACAACCCAAAAAUUUAUAAAUAUGAAGUCAAAAAAAUGAGUACACGGUAGGAUAUUUAUGUGUUUUAUAAUUAACAACUUUAACCUAACAGGGUGUUUAGCCACAUUUAGCUUCAAUAACAGCUUAUAUUCGUCUGGGCAUGGAUUCCGACAAUUUUUUUGUAAAAUCUGGGUGAACUCCUCCCAUGCUCCUGAAAUAAUAGUCUUCAAGUGAUGCUUGGUAGACUUAGUCCUUUUGGCAAUUUUGUGUUCGAGUUCGCACCACAAAUGUUAAUUGGGAAUUAAGUCGGUGAUUGGACUGCCCAGGGAAGCAUUUUAAUCUUCUUGUCUCGAAACCACUUGGUCCCCGUCUUCGCAUAUGUUUAGGGUCCGAGUUUUGUUGAGAAUAGUAAUCGCCCCCGAUUUUCAGGUUUCGAAGGGAUGAGAUCAAAUUUUCUUUCAAAAUGUCCAAAAUGACCACCUGAGUCAUAAUUCCGUCGAUAAAGUGCAAUUUGCCAACAAUGUUCCACGCCAAGGACCCUAAGCCAUAACGGAACCACCUUCAAGUUUUGCUGUCUUAUGGAUGCAUUCCGGAUUUAGUGCUUCAUUCAACUUUCUCCAUGCAUGAACAACUGAAGCUGCUCCAAACAUCUUGAACCAGCUUUCCUAGGUCCACAUGGCAUGUUUCCAAUCGUUAAUUGUCGAGGCGCUGUGAUUUCUAGCCCAUUUCAGGCAUCGGCGUUGAUUACGCUUUGAAAUGAAUGGUAUCUUCAUUUUCACUAGGGUAUUUAAAAUUUUUGCUCGCAGGCUGUUACUCACGGUUGUGGAUUAAUUGAAAGGGCUAACUCUUAGUUAACUUCUGCACAGUUUUUGGCGCAGAUAUCCUUCUGCUUGACAUCACCUAUUUAAUGAUUCUUCGCUCCAGACGAGCGGUGGUUCUUCAUUUUAGACUUUUUCCUGUGCGAUUGUCCAUGGAGCCCAUGACCUCCCAUUUGGUGAUAAUUUUAGCAAUUUUCGACUUCGUAUGGUUUGUUUUUUUCACAAAUUUGGUCACAGCAAAAUCUUUCGUGAUGAAGAGAAAUAUUUUUUUUCCUUCCUCAUGACAAAACUGAUGUGUCGCCAUUUUUGCUAAGAUCUGUGUUCUACAUUAUUGAAAUACUUCAUGAAAGUUCUCUAAUUAGCUACGAUAUACUGUAAUUAAUUAUAAUUUUAACUUACUGAAGACUGGAGGUAAGAAACUGAAAAUAUUUAAACUAACCUUGCAACGUACACUCAAUUUUUUGAUGUGGCGUUUGGUUUUUCCCGGAUAAAUCUCACAAUUCACGCAGAAAUGAUUGGUUUGCAUGAAAUUAGCAACGAAAUUUAGAUUCCUCAUUAAAUUCUGUAUUAUAUAUGCAUAUUUCAUUGUCAAACUUUCAAAAAUAAAUAAUUUAUGCAAUGCUGAGUGAAGAGCCGUUGUACCGUGUACUCAAUUGUUUGAUACACUGUAUUUCAUAAAUCGGAUACAAGUUAUAAUUUUGAACACACAAUUGCCCCCAACAUUUUUACAACUCCACAAAUUAGCAAUAUCCCGAUAAAUGCAAUCGCCUUAUUUACAACGUGAUCCCCGCCAUUGCACCCAUUUCCAGUGCAGUAACAUUUCUCCACGGUUCGAACAAAUCCCACUUUUGGUAGGAUAAAAUCAUAUUGUCGUCCACUGAAGCACUUCUUCCCUUAAAACUCCCCAGGUCAGAGGGGGCGUUUUCACAUCCCCGUAAGAUGACGAGACUCCCGCCAAAUUCGGAUCUCCCGCGGUAGGUUACGCACGUCACGUUCCCCGUAUUUCGGGCCGUCGUGGCGUUCAUGGUGUGUCGGACACUGGCUAAAAAGGAAAAUGUUUAUCUAGUUAUUUAAGUAGGUAGAAUUUCAUGGAUUAAAUUUAUACGAAAUUUCGUGCCGAGUUUACGAAAAGUCUAGUAUGAAGUCAAGUCACGUUAGUUUUUGUAACCCAGUUACUUUUCCAAAAUUUUGAAAGCCAAUUUAAUGAAGUCUCAAGAACACGUAAGCACGCCUGAUUUACUAAGGCAUGCAUAUAGUGAAGAUUUACAUGUGAUUUUCGUUCGUAAUCUUUGCAGAAUUUGGAAACCGGAAUCAAAUGUAUAACGCAAUUUUCUAGGUUACAAAUGUCGACGUGAGUUAUUUCAUACAUGUGUUUAAUCAAUUUUAACACGAAUCAUGCAACACAUAAUAUCCCAUCACAGAGCGUACUAAGAUGUUGCUAAUGUAUGUAUGUACAUAUGUAUUUAUUUAUUUGUUUAAUAAGUUUAUUAAUAUUCAUCACUUAAACCCAAUUAAAUACGUACACACUUAAAAAUAAUGUAACCCUUUAAAAAAAGUAAAUGCAGUCUCAAUUUCAUAUUAAAAGUGUAAA
Molecule: messenger RNA, 4400 nt
Organism: Folsomia candida
Lineage: Eukaryota; Metazoa; Arthropoda; Collembola; Entomobryomorpha; Isotomidae
Product: kelch-like protein 23
Exons: 6
Coding region: 989-1549 (186 amino acids)
Biological process (GO): proteasome-mediated ubiquitin-dependent protein catabolic process; regulation of proteolysis
Cellular component (GO): cytoplasm
Molecular function (GO): ubiquitin protein ligase binding
Source: RefSeq, a predicted model, not a curated record